AUGGGUCUUUACGUUUCCAAGCUCUUCCAGGGCCUCAUUGGCCGAAAGGAGAUGCGAAUUCUGAUGGUUGGUCUCGAUGCCGCUGGUAAGACCACCAUUCUCUACAAGCUCAAGCUCGGUGAGAUUGUCACCACCAUCCCCACAAUUGGUUUCAACGUGGAGACUGUCGAAUACAAGAACGUCACUUUCACAGUUUGGGAUAUCGGUGGACAGGACCGAAUCCGACCUCUCUGGCGAUACUACUACCAGAACACCCAGGGUGUUAUCUACGUUGUUGACUCCAACGAUCGAGAUCGAAUUCCCGAUGCUCGAGAAGAGCUCCAGCGACUCCUCAACGACGACGAGCUCCGAGACGCCCUUCUCCUUGUCUUUGCCAACAAGCAGGAUCUGCCCAACGCCAUGGAUGCUGCCGAGAUCACUGAGAAGCUUGGUCUGUCUUCAUUAAGACAACGACCCUGGUACAUCCAGGCUACUUGUGCCACCUCUGGUGACGGUAUCUACGAGGGUCUUGAGUGGUUGGUCACCAACCUCAAGAACACUACUUAA
This is a messenger RNA of Yarrowia lipolytica CLIB122, 546 nucleotides long. RefSeq lists its product as uncharacterized. Gene Ontology annotation, biological process: intracellular protein transport; vesicle-mediated transport. NCBI's taxonomy places the organism in Eukaryota, Fungi, Ascomycota, Dipodascomycetes, Dipodascales. Gene Ontology annotation, cellular component: cytoplasm; plasma membrane. Gene Ontology annotation, molecular function: GTPase activity; GTP binding. The record is from RefSeq and is a predicted model, not a curated record.